Molecule: messenger RNA, 2539 nt
Organism: Arachis stenosperma
Lineage: Eukaryota; Viridiplantae; Streptophyta; Magnoliopsida; Fabales; Fabaceae
Exons: 6
Coding region: 122-2224 (700 amino acids)
Biological process (GO): protein transport
Source: RefSeq, a predicted model, not a curated record
UUCCACUUCAGCAUAGUGCUCUGUGUUUUUACUCUUAGUCAAUGGUGAAUCUCGCAUUUUGAGCUACCGAGUCCAGCAGACAAACUCACCGAGUCAAACCACCGAGUGGAGAUCUAGCAGCAUGUUGGACGGUCUACUUGGCAGAGGCUUUGCCGCUAAAUGCAAAUCGCUGAUCAAACUCACCAAGAGUCGGAUCGAUGUGAUACGAAGGAAGAGAAGAGCGACCGAGAAGUUUCUGAAGAAAGAUAUGGCUGAUCUGCUCACGAACGGUCUCGAUAUCAAUGCCUAUGGAAGAGCUGAGGGACUGUUGGUUGAGCUAACACUGUCAUCUUGUUAUGAUUUUGUUGAGCAAUCCUGCGAGUUUGUAUUGAAGCACCUCUCAGUCAUGCACAAACUGAGUGGGUGCCCUGAGGAAUGUAGGGAUGCGGUAGCAUCUCUGAUGUUUGCUGCUGCUAGAUUUUCCGAUUUACCAGAGUUACGGGACCUUAGGCAAAUGUUUCAGGAGAGAUAUGGGAAUUCCAUAGAAUGUUAUGUCAAUCAGGAGUUUGCUGCAAAUUUGAAUUUUAAGUCUUCAACAUUGGAGAAGAAGGUCUGCUUGAUGCAACGGAUUGCAUCUGAGUUUUCAAUAAAGUGGGACUCCAAGGAUUUUGAGCAGAGGAUGUCAAAGUCGUCUGCUUUUCAGCAGGGUCAUGAUACUCGUACGUCUAACCCUUUGACUGAUAACAAUAUACCAUCACAUGCCAAGUGUGCUACCACAACAGGAGUCAAGCGUGAUACUCUGUUCGACAAAAGUCCUGACCAUCCAAACAAGGCGUACAGAUUUCAGAAUGGUAAGGAAGCUGUUGUCCUAAACAGAGAUGAUGGUGGUCUUCAGUUCAGAUCCACACACCCUGAAAAUGGAUUCAAGCCACUAAAUGCUGUUGAAGUAAUUCAAAAAAGGGACGUCCAUGAUAAUCCAUUAACAGGAAGGCAUAAUAAUAAUUGGAAGGAGAAUAGUAUGCUAAAACCAAAUCAGCAUUCAUCACAGAAGAAAACAGUGGAACAAUUUGAAGGCGGUUCCAUGCUGCAAGACAAUUCAUUCGCCACAAGACAGGAUACUACUAAGAGAAGUGAUAGAGGAGGUUAUCGGAAGGAGGGUAGCAUGCCAAAAUCUAUUGGGGAUUCAUUACAAGAGAAAACAGUGAGACAAUUUGAAGAUGCUUCUAAGCUGCAUGACAGUUGUGGGGAUACCACCCAUCUUAGAGAAAACCAUGACUCUACAACUGCUAGAAAAUCACCUAGUCGUCUAGGAAUGCGAUUUAAGAGUAAUGCGGAUGAGCCAUUUGCUGCUAAUGAUGUUACCAUGCCUGAUACUGAUAACUUGUACAGAGAAGUUCAAAAGGAUGAAACUCCUAAGCAGAAGCGCUACUACAGUAAUGCCAUUCCACCACCAUAUGUCAAACCUAAAUCCAAACAGCAGAACAGCAUAUUUGGAGUAAAUAUGUCUUCAAAUAUUGACAGUGAUGGUACCUCUAUAUAUCUUUCAGCGCAUGAUAGGCCUGACACUGCCUCUACAUCAGAGAGGAUUCAAAUAGGUUGGGAGGAUGAUGAUCCUGACCAGCAUUGGCAGGCCAAUAGGCACAAGAGACCAAGUAAACAGAGUCAUGAAGAAGGGUAUUAUGUUUGUGAAGAUGCUAAUGAAGCCUCUGUGUUGAAACCAAAAUCCACGAGGCGGAAGCACUUAAGAUCUCGAUCCAGUCACACUGAUGCUAAAAAUGAAGAUACUGGACCAAGGAGAAAAUCGAGGAGCAGAAGCAGGAGACGAGGUGAAUCAAGGCAUGGCCUGCAAACUUUGUUGGAUGAUGAGCGAUAUCAAAAUGCUGAAGAGGAAAGGUUAAUAGACAAAUUAUUGAUCCAUUAUAGCAAAAAACCAUCGAUCAUUGUACCUGAGAAACUAAGAAGAAAUUCUAAAAACAGUCAUCCGCCCGAAAUGGAUCACACAACCAGGGAAUUUCUACAGAAUGAAAGGCAGGAUGGAUCUAAUAAGUCACAAGAGAUGGCUACUUAUCCUCCACGAUCAGUUUCCCUUCCUCGUGAACAAACUAGAGAGGUGGAAAUUAAGAAAGUAUAUACUCGAGCUGCUACAUUUCAGCCAGAUAGAUCUGAAGGAACUCGGCAUGUACAUCCCAAGUUACCGGACUAUGAUGAUUUAUCAGCUAGGUUUGCAGCCUUGAGAGGAAGAUGAAGAAUGAAAUUAUAGUAACGAUCAAUGAAUGAAUGCUCCAUCUUUCCUAAACUAAUUGGAGAUCGUCACGCUUUAAUCUCAUAGUGUUUGUACUUGGCAUGAUUCAAGAUUGCACGGUCGCGCUUUAAUAUCUUCCUUAGAAUUGUCUACUGAUGGUCCCAUUUGUAUCGGUUGACGUAAUAUUGUAUAGGUUGCACGCGACGUUACUUCAAGUUUUGCCAUUUAUGAUUGUAUUAGUGUCUAACAAAAAUUGAUGGUCUUCCUAUUUUCUUCGGGUUGACAUCUGGUACAAUAAAAGAAGUUGAAUAUGAUGCA